AGGAAAAGGAAACUUCUGAGAAACCGAAACUGCCGCAGAAAGGGCAGACCCGCAGCGCGCUCCAUCCUUUGCCCUUCAGUGCUGCCUUUGCUCCGCACCAUGAACCACACUUCUCAAGCCUUCAUCACCGCUGCCAGUGGAGGACAGCCCCCAAACUACGAAAGAAUCAAGGAAGAAUAUGAGGUGGCUGAGAUGGGGGCACCGCACGGAUCGGCUUCUGUCAGAACUACUGUGAUCAACAUGCCCAGAGAGGUGUCGGUGCCUGACCAUGUGGUCUGGUCCCUGUUCAAUACACUCUUCAUGAACUUCUGCUGCCUGGGCUUCAUAGCCUAUGCCUACUCCGUGAAGUCUAGGGAUCGGAAGAUGGUGGGUGAUGUGACUGGAGCCCAGGCCUACGCCUCCACUGCUAAGUGCCUGAACAUCAGCACCUUGGUCCUCAGCAUCCUGAUGGUUGUUAUCACCAUUGUUAGUGUCAUCAUCAUUGUUCUUAACGCUCAAAACCUUCACACUUAAUAGAGGAUUCCGACUUCCGGUCCUGAAGUGCUUCACCCUCCGCAGCUGCGUCCCUCCUUGCCCCUCCCUACACGCAGGUGUAACACUCAUUUAUCUAUCCACAGUGGAUUCAAUAAAGUGCACUUGAUAACCACC
This is a messenger RNA of Mus musculus (house mouse), 648 nucleotides long. RefSeq names its product interferon induced transmembrane protein 3 (gene Ifitm3). The transcript has 2 exons. The record is from RefSeq and is marked provisional. Bases 100 to 513 code for a protein of 137 amino acids. Gene Ontology annotation, cellular component: perinuclear region of cytoplasm; early endosome membrane; plasma membrane. Lineage: Eukaryota; Metazoa; Chordata; Mammalia; Rodentia; Muridae.